Hemicordylus capensis (graceful crag lizard) is the source of this 4615-nucleotide messenger RNA. It is a transcript of the gene TRADD, whose product is annotated as TNFRSF1A associated via death domain. The transcript is spliced from 6 exons. The coding region runs from base 468 to 1403 and encodes 311 amino acids. Gene Ontology annotation, molecular function: transmembrane receptor protein tyrosine kinase adaptor activity. Gene Ontology annotation, biological process: positive regulation of canonical NF-kappaB signal transduction; extrinsic apoptotic signaling pathway. The record is from RefSeq and is a predicted model, not a curated record. NCBI's taxonomy places the organism in Eukaryota, Metazoa, Chordata, Lepidosauria, Squamata, Cordylidae. Gene Ontology annotation, cellular component: tumor necrosis factor receptor superfamily complex.
CCGUUUGGAACUGAAAUCGGCCUGCGCUGCAUUGGAGUGACUCUCGCUGCUGGAGUGACUCUCCCUGCCUUAAAGGCAGGGAGAGAUGCACCUGGUCUCACUGCCAACGCAGCGGGGCCAAUUGAUCUCCCUCCCAAAUGGGGCCGCACGGCCCACCCUUUUCUUCCCUCCCGCUCAUACCCGUGGCGAUCUGGCAGCUCUCUGAACUCUCACAAGAGUGGCCACAUAUGGGAUUAGCCAUGGAGUUCUUUGGGUUCAAAAGAACGCCAGCAACACAAUCUGAUGCUGUUCCGCGAAAUUAGGAUUUGUCCCUCCCCCGUUUUGAAGAAAGAAAGAAAGAAAGAAAGAAAGAAAGAAAGAAAAUCCCACAGAUAGGCAGAAAACAGGAAGCAGCUUCAUUUGAGGAUACGGAGCAUCCUCAGUGGCACCAAAGGGGAAAUUCCACACUCUACUAAGGAGGCAGAAAGAUGGAGGACAGAACUAAUGAAUGGGUGGGAAGCGCGUACCUAUUUGUCCAGUCAACAUCCGAAAAGGUUCUUCUGCCCUUGCUCUAUGGAAACCCAGAGCAGAAGCCAAAUGUGUUCAAGGCACUCAAACUGGCCUUAGCUGAUUCCACAGGGAGCCUCAGUGGGGUGGACAUGCUCAAAGUGCACUGUAGUGACCCUCACUUGAUCAUCCAGCUCAAAUUCUGCCAGCAAGAGAAUUGCCGGAAGUUCCUGCAAAGCUACCGCGAAGGAGCCCUUCAGGACUCCCUCCAGAAGCAUCUCAAAGUCUCCCUGUCCAUGUCCAGCUUGGUCCCGAUCCAGAUGGAGCUGAAAACGGACGCUGAGAAGUUGGAUGCCAUGAUUCAGGAGGAGGAGGAGUGCCUCAAAUGCAUCUACCGUGAAAAGCCUAACCGUUUGAGGGAUGAAGAGAUUACAGCACUAGAAGAAUCUCUCCAGAGCCUGAAGUGCUGUCAAGAAAUCAGCACUGGCGACAGACAUCUUCCUUUAAAUUCGUUACCUCCAUCUUACAGUUCUCUGCAAACACCAAGUUCUCAGCAAAUGCCAAGUUCUCUGCCACCAGGAGAUGCCUUCCUUUUCCAGGGACAACAAUUUGCCAACAGAACAAUCGCACCAGGUGACCAUCAGAAAUUUGCCAAACUGGUCUCCAAGAAAUGGAAGCAGGUGGGCCGCUCUCUGCAGGUGAGCUGCCGGGCACUUCGGGAUCCUGUCAUCGACAACCUGGCCAUUGAGUACGAACGGGAGGGCCUUUACGAGCAGGCCUACCAGUUGCUGCGCAAGUUCAUCGACUCGGAGGGCAAGAGAGCCACCAUUCAGAGGCUGGUUGUUGCCUUGGAAGAAAAUGGCCUCAUCAGCUUAGCCGAGGAACUUCUGGGGGUCCACCAAAGCGACCAGUUGUAGGAAGGGAUCCUUGCUUGAGACUGUGGAAUUGUGUGGUCAUUACACUGAAUACUCCUAUGCUUUUUGACUGCACUUUAGUGACUUGAUAGGAGACCAGUUAUGGUUCCUUGAUGCUGGGGAGUGCCAGGAAGGAACUCACUGCAAUAAGAGACUCAUCCUAAAGGCAGUCUACCUACAUCAGGACAGAAGCACAGCAUUCUCAUCCUCCCUCAUUGACUGUAGCAUCCACUGGUGGCGUGUGCUUGGGAGAAUCAAGCCACCCACAAAGUAACCACAGACAUGGAAUUGUCAUGCUGCUCAGAGUCAACUCCGCAAUGGAGCACUUUCCAAUGGAAUUGGUUUAAAUCUUUGGCCAUUAUUUAGUGGUUGGUGAUCUAGCAAUCUACUUGGUCUAGACUAAGUUGGGUGGCGAGUCAGUCUUACAAAGUAAGCAUGAAAUUUUCUCAUGCUUACAUGGCUUUGUAAGCCUUUGGAUGGGUUUGCAUUUGGAUGACUUGACUCCACGUGAGCAUUGUCUGCUGUAGAUACUCCCCUUAAGGGAUGGCACCAUAGCUAGACAGUAGAGCAUCUGCUCAGAAUGCACAAGGUCCCAGGUUCAAUCCCUGGUGACAUCUGGAGGAGAGCUGGUCUUGUGGAAGCAAGCAUGACUUGUCCCCUUAGCUAAGCAGGGUCCGCCCUGGUUGCAUAUGAAUGGGAGACUCGAUGUGUGAGCAUUGUCAGAUGUAUUCCCCUCAGGGGAUGAAGCCGCUCUGGGAAGAGCAGAAGGUUCCAAGUUCCCUCCCUGGCAGCAUCUCCAAGAUAGGGCUGAGAGAGACUCCUGCCUGCAACCUUGGAGAAGCCGCUGCUGGUCUGUGAAGACAAUACUGAGCUACAUAGACCAGUGGUCUGACUCAGUAUGUGGCAGCCUCCUAUGUUCCUAUCUCCACGUUGGGCUGGGAAAGAUUCCUUUCUGAAACCUUGGAGGGCCACUGCCAGUCAGUGUAGACAAUCUUGCACUAGAUGGGCCAACAGGGGUGGUUCCUACAACCAGGGGUGCCCAGAUCUGGCCCUCCAGCUUCCACUGGACUGCAGCUCCCAUCUUCCCCAGCCGUAAUGGCCAAACCUUGGUCUAUACUUAUUCGCAGCUGGAUGAGUGAGCCAACUCUGCUAGAACACGUUGUGCUUAAGGGGCUUGGAGCUGCUCUGUGUGGGGGAGCCUUUCGCUGGUCGUUUGUUCAUAGCAGCAAGCUACCACUUGAUGCUGCAGUCACGGGGGCCAAAAGUGCCUGGGUGGCAGUGCCGUGAGCAGACGCCACUGACGCCGUGUGCUUCGUAUGGAGCUCUUCAGGAGUGAUUACGUGGCAUUUACUUACAAGUGCAGAUUGCCCCUUUUUCCUUGCCUGGAGGAACUCUCUCCCUGCAUCCCUCUUCCGCUGUGUUUCCCCACACUUGAGGCUCUCUCGAUCCCCGUCUGCAGUCUUAAAAUUGGGUCUGCUGCAGUUGUCCUUCCUUUCCCCCAAGAAAUGAGGCAUGGCAGAAUUCUUCUUGGAGAAACGUAUUUUACUGUAACAAAGCAUAGAAUAUGUAUUCAUCGCUGGUGCCUUUUAACAGUUCAAAAAAGAAAGGCGAGCUUCAGCCUAAUAUCUGAUGAUUAAUGAGCACAAGGGAAUUUUUGAGCAAACAUACAAAAAUUCUCCAUCACGUUUUGAAGUUCAUCUCUCUGACUUUCUGGCUCAUUUUCUGCUCCACUUCAAAGCAGGGGUUCCCAAUCUUCGGUCUUCAGAUGCUGUCAGACAGUUCCCAUCAUCCUCAGCCACAGUGGCCUUUGGUCACUGACUGGGGAUGAUGGGAGUUGUAGUCCAACAGCAGCUGGGUACCCAAGAUAGGGAACCUCUGCUUUGAUACAUUUCUUGGCUUGUUUCUUGCACCAGAUCUCAGGUUGUGCACCUGGGUGCUACAGAGAGAAAUCUUACUGUUUGCUUCAGUUCUCAUGAUAACUAAGGUGGUGUGGAAACAACUUGCUGUUCUUUUCGCCCUCCUUCAAAAUCAGCUGCUUUCAGUGACUGUAGGAUUUUGGAGUGGCAUCUUGGUUUGCAGCAGCUUGCCCAGCUGGCUGUGUAAUGGCCCAUGGUCACAGAGUGCUGUAUGGGUGUUUAGGGUUAACUACAUAUCUGUGCCUUCCUUUCUCCAAGGAAUUCAGAGCUUGUCCUUGCUGCCCUUACAACCUUCUGUCUAUACACCAUCUUUUUCCCAUCUCAAUGCAAAGCACAGAAGGGUCUCAGGCGGCCUGCUGGCCCUGACCCAAUCCAAUUCCUCUUCAGUCCCAAUCCAUUCACAUUCAAGUGAACGUGGAUUAGUAGGAUUGUGCCCGCUAGGAUCAUUCCACAGCAACCGUGCAUCCCACAAUUGUAUGUCACAGAGCCAAAACAUGCAGUGGAUUUGGUGCCAUAGCUGGUCCGUUUUCCAAACUGUGUCGCGAGCCCUAGGGAGGAGAGUGGGUCUUGCCCCCUUUGCUAAGCAGGGUCCGCCUUGAUUCGCAUUUGCAGUGAAGACUGUAUGUGAACGCUGUAAGAUGGAGCUGUAUCUCAGGCAAAGAGCAGGACGUCCUGGUUCCCUCCCCGGCAGCAUCUCCAGGUAACGCCUUGUUUAAGUGCGGUUGCUACAUCAAGUACAGACUGGGCCUAGUUGCAAUAAGGAAAUUAGCAGGGUGCAGGGUCAACGACUUUACAAGCCAUGUUUUCCACAUCUACCUGUGCAAUGUUUAUGUUGUUCAUAUUCUUUGAAGUACCAAAAGAAUGUAAAUUGCAAUAUUUUACUACACUAUCUUCUAAGAGGCAGUGACUGACAUGCAGUACGACCGUCUGUGCUCUUUGCAAGGUGCUGUUGGCAGUUGCACAAGAGUGCCACUUCACUGAAUGCAAGAACUGCACCAACACAGUGUGAUUGACAGACAAUAUUUCAGUUGUGCAAUAGGGUCAAUUACAUAACUGUGCUUGUCCAAGAGACCCCUAAUGCAACUGCACAAACAUUACAUUGAAACAGGCAUGUAAUGUUGCACAGUAUGUCAACCUGUGAUUUUUAAAAAAUAAUUUGUAUCCUCAAAUUUUGCUUUAUUCUAACCUGCACCGGCAGUCUUGGAGAUUUUUGCGCUUAUUCCGAAAUCAUAACAGACUGUUCUUCUUCUUUUAAACACACAAGAUAUGCCUUAAGUCCAAUAAACUUGUUGAUCAGUG